This is a messenger RNA of Cladophialophora psammophila CBS 110553, 1851 nucleotides long. RefSeq lists its product as uncharacterized. Lineage: Eukaryota; Fungi; Ascomycota; Eurotiomycetes; Chaetothyriales; Herpotrichiellaceae. The coding region runs from base 1 to 1851 and encodes 616 amino acids. The record is from RefSeq and is a predicted model, not a curated record. The transcript has 3 exons.
AUGGAGAAAUUCUCCUCCGCACUUGUCACGGCCAAUUGUUCUGAACAUUUCGAUCUGCGAUUCUCGACGCAACAGACAUUCAAAGCUGCAAAGGCAUCAUUUGACUGGGUCAAUGGUGGGACAAACCGCACAUUUAUCCUCGUGGGCGAUUCUGCUGUCUGCCACACAAGCAACAGGCGCAUUCCCUGGGCCAUCAGUCAUGCUACCUUUGACGCAACCAACCGAGCUAUCCACCUGACUGCAGUUCAGAAGAAGUGGGUAGAAGCAGCCUCUGCAUUCACCAUUGAUUUUGGUGUCGCCAACCCAGGUCUCCAGAGGCGGCGGAUAGGCUUCGAUAAGGCAGGAGAGGCUAUCUUCGACCUAAGCCACCCAUGGCCUACCGAAAUGCUUCGCUUUCUGUACCCCAAUCCACUGAUCAAGAUCAAUGUGGAUUGCGAGGACUGCGGGAUAAAGGGCUCACUGGCCGUGCACGGGCAUGUCAAGUGGACCAUCUUAGACGGGUUCGAGAUAUUCGAGUUGAGGGCAGAGCCUCGUGGCGUCGAAGCCGGUGUCCACUUGAAGAUGGAAAUGUCAGGCAAAGCUGACGCGGCUAUCUUUGACCUGCCUAGCUACGACAAGCCAGUGGCAACGAUCCCUGUGCCCGGGGGAUUCGAGAUUCCUGACAUCCUCAAACUCGGUCCAACUAUGGACGUCGGCGUCAGCUUCGAAGUCGACUCAAUCGAGGGCGAGGCGACCAUUACUACGGGCGCCACGGCCAGCAUACCUGACACCGCACUGGCAAAGGUUGACUUUGCCGUCGACGGCGCCGCGGAGUUUGCGGACAAGAGCGAAUUCUACGACUGGUGGCCAGAGUUCGAGGUUGAUCCAUUCGGCAUUGACGCUCAGCUGGGCAUCGGCCUGAAGUUUUCCGUGGUGUUCAACGUCUCCCUCGGCGUGUCGCUGUUCCCCGACUUCAAACUACCGUGGGUCAAGGUCCCCGAACAGGGAUUCGAGAUGGUGCUCGUUUUCAAAGACCCAAUCUUCAUCUUUGACGGGAAGCUUGGACACAAGGCCGGCGGAUUCUGCCCUAAUGAUACGAGACCGAAUGGUGUCUCACUCGACGUCAAUGUAGGCUCCGCGAUGAGUGUCGACGGCGUGAUCGAGUUCUGGACUGGUAGCAAAGACUUGCUCGAUAUCGACCUGUGGGAGGACGAUGAAGAGGAACAGAUAGUGCUCGUGAAGGACUAUUGUAAAGCAUUUGGUGCCUUUCCUGUCUCGACAACAACGUCAAAGAGGAUAACAACAACGACAAAACCCACAACGACCAAAAGCACUCCAACCACCACGCUUAGAACAUCAACCACAUCCAAGGUCACGACAACUCCACGAACGACCACUACAUCGACGAGAACAACCACAACAACGACAUCAAAGGCCCCUUCCACAUCCUCCAACCCCUUCCCUCUUCCCUCUCCCGUUCCAGGUGACAUCUGCGGCUGGACUGUGAACGUGCAGCCCUACCAAUACUGGGAAAACGACCACUCCCUCGACCGAUCCUCAUACCUGAUGUACGGCGAUCAACUGACUCGCAACACCAAAUGCAUCACCGUCCAAAGCACCAGCGUUAUCAGCACGCUGCCUGACCUGAGCACGAUCCCCAGCGAUGCCGAAAUCACGUUCGACACCAGCUCCGGGACGACCCCAAACAUCGACUCGUGCUGUCUGGCCAUGUUCGAGACGUCGAACUGUGACACUGGCCGCAGUUGGAACAAGACGUGUCAACACGGGGGUGGGGAGUUGUUUGUGGACUUUGGAGUCAAGGCUUGGUUGGUUUAUAACUGUGUGGGAUUGUAUACUGAGACUGAGGUGUAG